Messenger RNA from Lontra canadensis (Northern American river otter), 1432 nucleotides. It is a transcript of the gene NRM, whose product is annotated as nurim. NCBI's taxonomy places the organism in Eukaryota, Metazoa, Chordata, Mammalia, Carnivora, Mustelidae. The record is from RefSeq and is a predicted model, not a curated record. The transcript has 4 exons. Bases 40 to 828 code for a protein of 262 amino acids. Gene Ontology annotation, cellular component: nuclear membrane.
CCCAAGCCCGCCCCCUUCCCCACCCCUCCGUGUGUCGCCAUGGCCCCAGCUCUGCUCCUGAUCCCUGCUGCCCUCGCCUCUUUCAUCCUGGCCUUUGGCACCGGAGUGGAGUUCGUGCGCUUUACCUCUCUUCGGCCACUUCUUGGAGGGAUCCCGGAGCCUGGUGGUCCGGAUGCUCGCCAGGGAUGGCUGGCUGCCAUGCAGGACCGCAGUAUCCUUGUCCCCCUGGCUUGGGAUCUGGGUCUCCUCCUACUUUUUGUGGGGCAGCACAGCCUCAUGGCAACUGAGACAGUGAAGGCGUGGAUGUCUCAAUAUUUCGGGGUCCUUCAGAGGUCACUGUAUGUCGCAUGCACUGCCCUGGCCUUGCAGUUGGUGAUGCAGUACUGGGAACCUGUACCCAGAGGCCCUGUGUUGUGGGAGGCUCGGGCCGAACCAUGGGCCACCUGGGUGCCCCUACUCUGCUUUGUGCUCCACGUCAUAUCCUGGCUCCUCAUCUUCAGCAUCCUUCUCGUCUUUGACUACGCCGAGCUCAUGGGCCUCAAACAGGUGUACUACCAUGUGCUGGGGCUUGGUGAGCCUCUGGCCCUGAAGUCUCCCCGGGCUCUAAGACUCUUCUCCCAUUUGCGCCACCCAGUGUGUGUGGAACUGCUGACGGUGCUGUGGGUGGUACCCACCCUGGGCACUGACCGCCUCCUCCUCGCUCUCCUCCUUACCCUCUAUCUGGGCCUGGCUCAUGGACUUGACCAGCAAGACCUCCGCUACCUUCGGGCCCAGUUACAAAGAAAACUCCACCUGCUCUCCCGGCCCCAGGAAGGUGAGGCUGAGUGAGGAGCUAACCUGGUUCCAAGCCUGGCACUUUCUCUCCUUUAACAUCCAGGCCCUGGCUGCUUCAGACCAGAAACCCAAAUUCAUGGACUGAAGGGGCUGUCCCUUCCCCUGUUUGAGCUUCCACUCCUUGGGCCCAGUUCAAUAACCUAAAUUCUGAGUUUCAACCACUGGACUCCAAGAUCUACUUCUCACCAGCCUGGAAGAGGGAAUGGGGAACUUACCUGUCUCCUCACACUUCAGGGCUUGACACCCCCCACCCAACACACACACCUUAAGAACCUCCUCAUAAGGAAGAAGGGAGGGCCUGACCACUUCCCUCCCACUGUUACUCCCUUCUGCACCUCAGGGAUCCCCUUCUCCUCUGGCUUCCCCUUCUAGUAGUGGGACCAGGGUCUGCAGGUUUGAUAAUGCCUUCCCUUCCAGGCUCCAAGUGCCAGCCCCCUGAUUAGCCUUGCGGGUUCCUUAGGCCCUGGCCCUAGGCUCUGUCCUCUAACCUAGUUGAAAGGAUCCUCCUGCUUUUCAUUUUGGGUGACUAAGAGCUCUCUGCUCUCCCGAGGAACACGCGCAGCAGAAAAAUAAAAUUCAGCCUGUUUUUUUCUACAUA